This is a messenger RNA of Peromyscus leucopus (white-footed mouse), 346 nucleotides long. Its product is annotated as elongin-B-like. The transcript has a single exon. Gene Ontology annotation, biological process: transcription elongation by RNA polymerase II. Gene Ontology annotation, molecular function: protein binding. Gene Ontology annotation, cellular component: VCB complex; elongin complex. The record is from RefSeq and is a predicted model, not a curated record. NCBI's taxonomy places the organism in Eukaryota, Metazoa, Chordata, Mammalia, Rodentia, Cricetidae.
UCUCAUGAUCCGCCGCCACAAGACCACCAUCUUCACGGAAGCCAAGGAGUCGAGUACCGUGUUCCAGCUAAAGCGUGCUGUCCAAGGCAUCCUCCAGCAGCCUCCAGAAGAGCAGCAGAUGUACAAGGAUGACCAGCUCCUUGAUGACAGAAAAACUCUGGGCGAGUGUGGCUUCACUAGCCAGACAGCACGGCCACAGGCCCCAGCCACAGUGGGCCUGGCCUUCCGAGCAGAUGAUGCUUUUGAAGCCCUGCACAGUGAGCCCUUCUCCAGCCCUCCAUAACUUCCAGAUGUAAUGAAGCCAUAGGAUUCUGGAAGCAGUGCCAAUGAACAAGCUGUGCAGUGA